AGUCCCCUGCACGGGUCCAGUCGGUUGGUGUGUGUGAGGGCGGACAGUCGGAAGAUCCUGCAGUGCCGAGACUAGGGAUCCUGCCGCUCCCCCGCUAGUAGUCGUGAAGGAUCUCUGCCUCUCGUGUCACCUGAGAGGGAUCCUGUCACUUCUUUGGACUUCCUGCGAGCAGCGAGGAUUCGUUUUUACGUUUCCUCUCUCCCUCGCGCGGAUUUUCCUUUGGGGGGAUCCUGCAGCUUUUCUUUUUCUUCCUAAACGACUUCGUGUCUUUGGAAGGAUACUCGGCCCGCUGGGAAGAAUCUUUGUCUUCGUGCAGCCGUGAGUGACGCGGACUGCACAGAGCCGGCAAGAUGGGUUGGACCACCAGCCUCCUCCUCCUCUCCUUAUUAGGACUUUCGGCAUGCCAGCAGCGGUCACUCAGCGAUGGUGGGCGAAGAAGACAGCGCCUGCCCCUGCCCGCUUCCAAGGCCGAGGUGGCUAACUUCAACUGCCCACAGGACUUCGGCUACUACCCCCACCCCACCGACUGCACCCAGUACUACGUGUGCGUGUUUGGCGGCGCGCUCCAGGAGUCCUGCACCGGCGGCCUCGUCUACAGCCACGAGUUGGAGACGUGUGACUGGCCCCGCAAUGUGGACUGUGCCCCCGGAGCGACUGGCGGCGGGGUCCCCACUAUCAUCGUGACCGACCCGCGCACCCAGAGCACUCGCCCGAUCAGCACCGCCACCGAGGCACUCACGCCCUCCGUCGGCUUCGACAGGAAGUUCGACCACAGCUUCAGUUCCACCAAGAGUCACCGCACCACCCAGUCCCUGAAUGGCGGCGACAGGAGCGGCAGUGAAAGGUCGCUCUUCAGACAGCCUGCCUCCCCCAAGCAACAGUUCCUCUCCACGUUCUCCUCCUCCUCCUUCUUCAACACACCCCAGAGCACGUCGAACAGGCGACCCACAAAGUCCGCCACCUUCACCCCGGCGCCCGCAGCCCCCUCCCGCCUCCCAUCCGUCGAUCAGUCCUACUACGCUGAUGCCAACUACACCGACCCCGACUACUACUACUUCUACGACGAUAUCCUCUACGACUACUAUGAUGAUGCCCCCGCGCCCGCCACCCCCGCCCCCACCCGCCGCCCCACACAGGCACCCAUCAGAGAGGAGAUCUUCGGUACUGGUGGGAGUGAGCUAAUCCACCGCCUCCCACCUCCACCACCUCCUCCUCCCACCACUACUACCACUACCACCACCUCUACCACCACCACCACCACCACUACUACUACUCCCCGUCCUACCACUACCACUACCACCACCACCACCACUCGUCCUCCCCAAAAACUGAGGCCCAUUCCCGUCAGAGCUCGCGUUGCUCCUUCCACGUCGUCCAAGUCCUUCAGAAGGGCAGGAUCCAGCAGCAGGAGGGCAGGAAGCUCUUCUGGUGCCCCCACUGCUUCUCCUCAGUCCUUCCAAGUUCCCAACGCAUCGUCCCGUCUGAGGUCACCUUCCUCUUCCGACUCUUCAACCAGAGACGCAAUAGCCAAGUUGUUCGACUUUACCUCCCCUGACUUUGAUUCUACACGCCCCAUCUCGUCCUUCUCCUUCUCCAGCCUCUCCCCCUCCUCCCAACAGCCCUCCUUCCCCCAAACUUCUUUUCAACCCAUCCCUUUCCGUGCUCCGGCCCCUGUACCCUCCCCUGUCCCUAUCUCUUCCCCUGUUGCCCAGCCCCACCCCGCCAGAAUCCCGGCUGUUGGGAGUGUCAAGAAGCCUCGAGUCCAAACCCGGCCCAGGGCAACUUCCCAGGCUAUUAGAAGCCGGACCCGUCCCUCCUUCCCUGCCCCUAACACACCCUCCCAAUCACCUUUCACCCCCUCCAACUCCUUCCCAUCCUCCCCCUUCUCUUCAUCCGGUUCUCGUACUCCUAGCACAGCCCAGAAUCGCGUGAGAAGUCCUGCAAGAUCUCCCUCUUCUAGUUUCAAUCGCUCCCCCUCUCCCCCCCCCUCCUCCUCCUCCUCCUCUGCCAACACCCGUUCCUCCGCUCCUCCUCCAGGCCCUCCCGCCGUCGACAACAGCCAGCCCAAGAGAAAUAGACGCCCCACCCUCAAGCCGGUCUCUGUACUCGCGCCCUCCGCCCCCUCCGUUUCCAUCGAUAUUUGGCGAUACCCCCCGAGGAGGCCCCCUCCCACGCGCCCCACCCCCACCCCCGACACCAAGGCGACCAAGUGCGACCCUAAGGUGUGCCGCCUCCCCGACUGCUACUGCGGCGGCAAGGAUAUCCCAGGUGGACUUUCCCCCGUGGAGGUUCCCCAGCUAGUCCUCCUCACAUUUGACGACGCUGUAAACGACCUCAACAAAGGGCUCUACAAUGAUCUCUUCCACGUGGGUCGCAAGAACCCCAACGGCUGCCCCAUCGCCUCCACCAUGUACGUCAGCCACGAGUGGACUGACUACUCCCAAGUGCAGGACCUCUACGCCGAAGGACACGAAAUAGCCUCCCACUCCGUGUCCCAUAGUUUCGGUGAGCAGUUCUCCACCAGCAAAUGGGCCAAGGAGAUCGCUGGCCAGAGGGAGAUCCUGUCAGCGUACGGCGGGGUGAAGAUGGAGGACGUGAGGGGCAUGAGGGCUCCCUUCCUUGCUGUGGGCGGCAACAAGAUGUACAGGAUGUUGCACGAGCAGAACUUCACCUACGACUCGUCCAUGCCCGUGUACGAGAACACCCCCCCGAGCUGGCCUUACACCCUCGACUACAGGAUCUUCCACGACUGCAUGAUCCCGCCCUGCCCCACCAACUCCUACCCGGGUCUGUGGCAGGUGCCGAUGGUGAUGUGGCAGGACCUGAAGGGCGGCCGUUGCUCCAUGGGCGACGCCUGCACCACCCCCGCCGACGCCGAGGGUGUCUACAAAAUGCUCAUCAAGAACUUCGAGCGUCACUACACGUCUAACAGAGCUCCCUUCGGCCUCUUCUACCACGCGGCCUGGUUCACCACGCCGCACCACAAGGAGGGCUUCAUCGCCUUCCUUGACACCAUCACCGCCAUGGACGACGUGUGGCUCGUCACCAACUGGCAGUCGCUGCAGUGGAUGAGGGACCCCACGCCCCUCUCCCGCGUCAAGAGCUUCGGCCCCUUCCAGUGCAACUACUCGGACCGCCAGAAGUGCACGAGCAAGAAGGUCUGCAACGUGUGGCACAAGGGCGGCGUGCGCUACAUGAGGACGUGUCAGAAUUGCCCCGAGUCUUAUCCAUGGACGGGCAACACUGGCGUCAGAAGUCCCCUUAACGACCCCUAGACUGUGUACCUCCCGCUCCGUCUCUUCCAUCUUUAACUCUCCCCCCCCCCCCUUCCCCAAUCAUGUUACCUUAUCCCCAACACUCCCUUUUACCACCGCAACAACCCCUCGUCCCUCUCUACCAUCCCUCACCUUUGCUAUGCCCCCUUUCUUAACCCCCUUUCCUCUUCAUCUCUCCUGCUUCCUUUCCUACUCCAUUAUAUAUGUCUUUUUAUCCGCACUCCACUUAUCCUUCCCAUCCCAUACCCUCUACCCCAUAACCAUCCCCAUUACUAACACUCAUACAUCCCUCCAGUUCCUAUCCCCGUUCCCCUUUCUUCCUCUCUUCCUUCCCAUUACACCCCACCCCCCCAACCCCCGAGACUGUGAUGUAAACUUGUGUCUGUCCGUAAACCAAGCUAAAUAAAGGAACAAUUAUAAAAAAAUUAAAAAAUCACGUUAAGCAAGACGUUGAUGAGAAAAGUAUCAUCUUCGUUUUGCUGCAUUGAAGAUUUUUCUGCCCGAGACCUUUCCUUUUUGCAACACAAUCUGAGUUUGCUGCAUCAGUUCAUUACAUAUAUUAGUCUAUAGGAAUUAGAUAUAUACUAGAUGAGUACUGUUUUUCUUAUGUAUGCAUUUCCGGAGGUGAAGUGGAGGAAAACAAAUUACUGCAUUCAUGUGUGUGUGUGUGUGUGUGUGUGUGUGUGUGUGUGUGUGUGUGUGUGUGUGUGUGUGUGUGUUUAGGCUCUCCUCCCCCGCACUCUUUCUCCCUCCUUUCCACAAACAAGACGGACAUGGAUGAACAACAAAGAACAAAAUCAAGUCAACACACGGAACAAGAAAACGUAAACAAAGAUGUGAAAGAGUAAACAGACUGCCAAACAAGCAAGCAAACAAACAAUGGUGCAGGUGGCGCCCGAAAUUCUUGAUUGAAAAACAAAAUUAAUACACAAAAUAAAUUAUUACGCAAUACUUUAUCUGCUGCCACAUCGGACACACUACUGUAACUAAUGUAGCAGCAUCCUUCUGUUCGUCACCUUAUGAACCAUAUUAUGAUGUAGAUAUGUAAAUAGAAUCUCCUAUCUCUCUCUUUCUCUGCUUCUCUCUUCCGACUCUCUCCCUCUUCUUUCUCCUCGUUCUCCCUCUCUCCUCUCCUUCCCUUAGUGCAUGUUCGCUAAAUCUGUUCGUCUUCCAUUUGAGAAAGAGUAGAUUGCUAGGAACAGGCAUGUCGCUUACUGUCCAUUUACUCUGUCUCAGUAUGUUGCUGGCCACUGUCAACUUCUUUAUAUGGAUACAACUUCAUUAUCUGUUUUGGUUCUAGUUAAAUCCAUUCAACCAGUGCAAUAAUGACAAAUAUGAUAAUAAACUAAUUGUCAGUCCAUUACAUAAGUCGUUUCUAUCUUUCAAUUGAUCCCUAGAGUCGUGCCAUCUUAACUGGUGACACACAAACACACACACACACACACACAGACACACACAUUGGAUGGCUGUGACUGCAUCGAGAAAACCAACGCUUCCCUCCCAUCCUCCACGAAGCAGCUGCGUGUGUCCCCAGGCGGGAAACACUCACUACCUUCACUAGAAUGUUGUUGCGUGUUAGUUUGAGGUGAAAAAAUAUACAUAAACCUAAAGCUGACUGUCUAUAGCCGCCUUUUAUCCUAUCUAGAGACUUUAGUGCAUAGCUAUUAGAAAAGCUACCUGCUCACUCGCUCCUUUCACUAACAAUGACUGAAGGUGAUAUAAUCUGACCCUGAACAGUAGACACAUGCACUCAGUAACAGUAAUAAUUGAGAGUAGUAACGUCCGUUCUCUCGUGACGGACGAAGCUCUGAAGUGUUCGAACUUCUGUCGACAAGUUUUAUUAUCGGCAGAACACUUACACAGCACGGCCAAGACUACGUAAUUAACAGCUCCAUUAGAAGCUUAUUUAUGGAAAACGAGGUAGUUAGCUUCUUAUCUGCACCACCAGUGCCACAAACAGGGGGUCUAGAUGGCUGCUCUAGAUUUCUUGGCCACAGACACGCACCUCAUUCUUAAAUUAUGUACGUGUAGGUUCUUUCCUCAAUACAGUAGUCACCCUUUAAAACAUUUGCAUGAGUUUACAUUUUCUCCACGGUAUUUUCCCUUCCUUGACAUUAGUUUCCUAUGACCCCGCUAAUCAUCACUUUCUUUGGCUAUUCCGCACAUCCUUAUCCUUCCUCCAUCCAUAGUAUUUUCUUUAGUUCCUCUCGUGUUAUUAUUUGUUCCGUUUCUGCUUCAAACCAUCUGUGUGACCAACGCGGAGGCUAUACAGGAAUAGGGGGCGACUAUGCUAUUUUGACUGCCUCGUCCCAUGUGUAAUCGCUACAAAACAAUAAAAACUAUGAGAAC
This is a messenger RNA of Eriocheir sinensis (Chinese mitten crab), 5624 nucleotides long. It is a transcript of the gene Cda5, whose product is annotated as mucin-5AC-like. Gene Ontology annotation, molecular function: hydrolase activity, acting on carbon-nitrogen (but not peptide) bonds; chitin binding. Bases 351 to 3275 code for a protein of 974 amino acids. The transcript has 21 exons. Gene Ontology annotation, biological process: carbohydrate metabolic process. The record is from RefSeq and is a predicted model, not a curated record. Gene Ontology annotation, cellular component: extracellular region. NCBI's taxonomy places the organism in Eukaryota, Metazoa, Arthropoda, Malacostraca, Decapoda, Varunidae.